Striga hermonthica is the source of this 1497-nucleotide messenger RNA. Lineage: Eukaryota; Viridiplantae; Streptophyta; Magnoliopsida; Lamiales; Orobanchaceae. The record is from the annotation of a GenBank genome assembly.
AUGGGCCGACCAUUUUCCCUAUAUUUGCUUGCUGUUCUGGCAAUUUGGGGUGUUGUUAGUGUGAAGGCAGAGGAUGAGUACAAGUAUUUCACGUGGGUCGUCACCUAUGGAACAGCUGCGCCUCUUGGCGUUUCUCAACAGGUGAUAUUGAUAAAUGGACAAUUUCCAGGCCCCAGGCUUGAUACUGUCACAAAUGACAACAUAAUCAUAAACGUCAUCAAUAAACUGGACCAGCCUUUCCUUUUGACAUGGAAUGGGAUCAAACAACGAAAGAACUCUUGGCAGGAUGGUGUUUUGGGUACAAAUUGCCCGAUCCCUCCAAAUAAGAACUACACGUACAAGUUCCAAACUAAGGAUCAAAUCGGGAGCUACUCCUAUUUCCCCUCGACUGUUAUGCACAAAGCUGCCGGAGGUUUUGGAGCACUUAACGUGUAUGCUCGAAAAGUGAUUUCCGUUCCGUAUGCUAAGCCUGCAAGAGACCAUAGCCUGCUUGUGGGUGAUUGGCAUAAUGCUGGUCACAAGCGAUUGCAGCAAAUACUUGAUUCUGGAAAGCCACUGCCUUUCCCCGAUGGACUCCUUAUAAACGGCCAGGGCCAACCUUCGUUCACUGGUGACCAAGGGAAGACAAUCAUGUUCAGGGUCACGAAUAUCGGUUUAUCCACAUCUAUCAGUUUCAUGAUUCAAAACCACACAAUGAAGCUCGUCGAGGUCGAAGGGUCCCACGUGCUCCAAAAUAUCUACGAUUCUCUCGACAUUCAUGUUGGCCAAUCAGUCACAGUCCUUGUCACCUUGGAUCAAUCCCCAAAGGAUUAUUACAUUGUUGCAUCCACACGGUGGAAUCUGACCUCAAAUGCAGCUAGGCCCAACCCGCAAGGCUCGUUCCAUUACGGGAUGAUAAAUAUUACGAGGACUUUCGUGCUCGCCAACUCAGCACCACUUAUUAACGGCAAGCAAAGAUAUGCCGUCAACGGCGUUUCUUACGUAAACCCCGACACUCCCUUGAAGCUCGCAGAUUAUUACAACAUCUCGGGUGUUUUCAGCGUCAACUCCAUCCAGAGCGUGCCAUCUGGCAGCGGCGGGCCCAAGCUUGGGACUUCUGUCGUAGGAACCUCACUCCAUGACUUCAUUGAGAUUGUGUUUCAGAACAAUGAGGGCACGAUUCAGUCGUGGCAUGUCGAUGGAUAUGACUUCUGGGUUGUCGGCUUCGGAAAUGGGCAGUGGACCAAAGCGAGCAGGAAGACUUACAAUCUUCAUGAUGCUUUGACCAGACACACCACACAGGUAUAUCCCAAUUCAUGGACUGCUAUAUUAGUGUCUUUGGACAAUCAGGGCAUGUGGAACUUGAGGUCAGCAAGAUGGGAUAGACAAUAUCUCGGACAACAACUAUAUAUGAGGGUUUACAAUCCGAUACAAUCCUUCUCAAACGAGUACGCCAUACCGAACAAUGUACUGCUUUGCGGUAGAGCAGUCGGCCGAAAAAUUAAUGAAUUUAGCUAA